AUGUGGACUGAGUGGUCUGUUGGCUACUUUGGCAAGGCAGCCAAGGACUUCACCAAUGAUGAAAGGAACAAGGAUGGUCCUACAAAGCAGAUGUAUAUGAGGCGACUCAAGGUAUGGAAGGUACAAGCUUAUCUAGUUGGGAAUGGCCAUACUAUUGAAGCAGCCAAUGAAAAGAUCAAGCAAUACUAUCACACUGACAAGCCAACAGUUCUCUCUGGCGCCAUCAAGUGGGAUCAACGCAAUCCAGAAUUGAGGUUCAUUCCCUCUGGGAUUCGCGUGCGCAAUGGCAUCCAUUUGAAUGGGAAUGGACCGCUUGGCAAUGACCUUGGUGGCAUACUCGCUUGA
This is a messenger RNA of Seminavis robusta, 345 nucleotides long. Lineage: Eukaryota; Bacillariophyta; Bacillariophyceae; Naviculales; Naviculaceae. The record is from the annotation of a GenBank genome assembly.